GCAACAUAUGAUUUUUAUGCUGUCAGUGUGAACGUCAAAAAUCACGCUUUCUUGUGAAGCCGGAAAAUAUUGAUUUUCACCACUUUUCCCGUGAAAACUCUGCCCAUCGCAUCAGUAUUCGGAAAUCAACAAUGUCCAAGGUUGAGGAGCCCGACACUUCCGAUGGCAGUGACGAUGAAGACUACAAGCCUGAGCGCGGGGAGGCAUGUCCGGGCAGUGAGGAGGACUCCGAUGACGCCACUGACAGCUCAGAUGGUGAAUCGAGAGGGAAGAAGAGCCAAAAGCCACACAAGAAGCGACGAAAGAAAGACAAUGGAACACCUGACAGAGUCGAGGAAACCGUGACGGAUGAGCAAGAGAAGAAACACGCUGAUGCACUCUGGGCAGACUUCCUGAGCGACGUGGAUCCACCACCGCGGAGAGAAGAUGCACCGAAAGAGGCAAAAGUGGCUAAGAGAGUGGAAGAAAGCCCACAAUCCGUCAGAGAAACACCCCAGAAAGCUGAGAAGUUACCGCCAGUCGAGAAAGUAUUCAAUUUCGCAGGAGAGGAAGUUAAAGUUCCAGUAGAUAGUGCCCAGAAGGCCACCAAGAGACCUCCACCGGCUGCCACAGCGCGUCCAAGUCGCAGCAGUGGAGGACUCUCGUCCAUUCUGGGCUCCAUUGGGAAGAAGCCCAAGAUGGGCACGCUAGAGAAGUCGAAGCUGGACUGGGAUCGCUUCAAAAACACCGAAGGCAUCAACGAGGAGUUGGCCACAUUCAACAAGGGCAAGGAUGGCUACUUGGAGCGGCAGGACUUCCUGGAGCGCACGGACUAUCGCCAAUUUGACUUGGAGCGCGACAUGAGGCAGAAAAAGCGCAGCUCUAGAUAAUUCUAUCACGUAAAUCCACAUCAGAAAUUGAGAAAAAUAUACUCAAUAAAAACGUCUCAAAUGAUAUCACGAUAAGAUGUGAGUCGCCUGCACUUUCACCCUUCGCGAGAAGUCUUGUGCGUCUAUCAAAAAUGUAUCGCACGUGGAGAUUAAUUUGCCCCUCAAGCGAAAAUAUUUUAUUAAUGAAUGAAAAUGUGAAUUGAGCGACGCAAAAGCAGUGACUCAAUAUCAGACAUGACUAUAUUAUAACUACAAUUGAGUAAUAAAGUACUCUAGUGAGGAAAAUAUUUGUGUUUUUCGGAAUUUCCGCCGUAUAUUCGUUGAGUUGAGAGGUGAAAUAGCAAAGAACAGAAAAAUUAUGAUUAGAAUGACACUUGCUAAUCAACAAAUCCGAUAUCAGAAGCGGAAAUAAAUGUACGAAAAUCAACUGAUAUUCAACAAAAAUACCUUUUACAAUGCUACACGUAUUUUUACAAUCCACAGAGUCAUUGCUAUGUUGUAUAGAAGAAUAAAAAGGAAUUUAACUGUACAAAUACCGCAAAAACACAAUAAAAUUUAACAUUCAAAAAUACAAAAUUCCCCGAAAAUGAAUGUCACACCCUUCACGUGUUGCUUUUAUAAGCUUCUAUUAUUACUACAUAUGUUGCAAGAGAGCUUUGUUUGAGAUAGAGAGCAAAAGAUGGUUCCAUAAGUGAGCAAAUACCACAAAUACGCCAUAAAAAUUGAAGAUUCAGAAGACAGAUUCUGAGAAAAUUGACAAUUUUCACACGCUUCACGAUGCAAUAUUUAUAGAGCGAUUAUCAGAAGAUGCUUCACAGCAAGAGAG
Phlebotomus argentipes is the source of this 1695-nucleotide messenger RNA. It is a transcript of the gene Yeti, whose product is annotated as craniofacial development protein 1. The record is from RefSeq and is a predicted model, not a curated record. The coding region runs from base 132 to 869 and encodes 245 amino acids. Lineage: Eukaryota; Metazoa; Arthropoda; Insecta; Diptera; Psychodidae. The transcript has 2 exons.